GUUAACUUUAUUCCGAGUCUCCCCCGUCCGCCGAAAGCACAGAGAGAAUUUGGUAUUCCACGAUUCCGGCCCGUCUAUUUCACCGGUGGCAAUGUCUCCAGAUCGGAAAAUCGAGCACGUCGCCGUGAGAUGAACCUGAAGUGGAAAGUUAAUCUGAUAGCAAGUAGAGCUCCCCACCAUGGUGCUUGGCAAUCAGUCCAUUCGUGAAACUCACUAUGACAUACUAUCUGCGAAGGAAGAUGCUAGCUACGAAGAUAUCCGAACAAGCUACAGAUCUGCCAUACUUAAUAGUCAUCCUGAUAAAUUACAAGCUACAUCUGAGUCGGGAGAUAGAUUCUUGAAGGUGCAAAAGGCUUGGGAAAUCCUCAGUGAUUCGAGGUCUCGUGCACUAUAUGACAACAUGCUAAUAGCUUCUAGGCAUGACACUUUUGUAGCCGAUGAUAUCAGCUUAGAAGACGUGAUGGCUGAAGAUGCAGGAGACGUCAUUCAGCUAUUUUACCAGUGUCGAUGUGGUGAUUAUUACUUUGUUGAUUCUCUGGAGUUGGAGAAAAUGGGGUAUGCUUUGUUAAGAGAUGGUAGCAAGCUAUCUUUUGAGGCACAAAAUGCUUUGCCAGCAUCACUAGUCCUUCCUUGUGGGUCUUGUUCUUUGAAAGUUCGUAUAUUGAUCAAUCCAGACGAUUUUGUUUCUAUUGAUCAUCAUCACUGAAUGUGGUGAUGAAAUAUCUAGUUUGAAAGACUUUAAAUACAAAAGCCAGCACAAAAUUUCGAAUGGUUAUAUUGUCAAUGGCAUGUGGAUGUGACUAUACGCAAAUAAGCAAUAGCUAUUGAGUUUUGAUUAAUUGAACUGA
Messenger RNA from Rosa chinensis, 848 nucleotides. Its product is annotated as DPH4 homolog. The transcript has 2 exons. Gene Ontology annotation, molecular function: metal ion binding. Gene Ontology annotation, cellular component: cytosol; nucleus. Bases 179 to 706 code for a protein of 175 amino acids. The record is from RefSeq and is a predicted model, not a curated record. Gene Ontology annotation, biological process: tRNA wobble uridine modification; protein histidyl modification to diphthamide. NCBI's taxonomy places the organism in Eukaryota, Viridiplantae, Streptophyta, Magnoliopsida, Rosales, Rosaceae.